Molecule: messenger RNA, 4511 nt
Organism: Vollenhovia emeryi
Lineage: Eukaryota; Metazoa; Arthropoda; Insecta; Hymenoptera; Formicidae
Product: glucocorticoid-induced transcript 1 protein-like
Exons: 9
Coding region: 415-1587 (390 amino acids)
Source: RefSeq, a predicted model, not a curated record
UCCGGGACGAAAUUGCUGUUUGUUGAAACCUUCUUUUUUUCCCUAGACUGUCCCGCGCCGCUACAAGGUAUGUAAGUUGGAGGCAGGUUUAUUGCAGAAUGAAAGACGUUCCCUGUCUGAUCCGAGCGCUUCUCGAGUCAUCAAAUUGUUGACACGAGGGGGGUCAAUUCUGCGUCUUACGAAUAGCUUUGGCUCUUUCUGAUCGUCUCCCUGGAAAGCGAUAAAGCCGCUCACUUUUAUGCAUUUUCACUAUGUUGCAAGACGCAGAAUUGCGCCCGAGUUCUCUUCUCUUCGCCACGCGAAUUGGAAAAAGGUCGAAGGGAGGAGAACGACUUGUGAGCUGUUCGCCAGCUUCGACAUUAGUGUCAGGAGCGUUCUACGUUUCCUUAUUAUGAUUUAACCAAGCUUGUCGCAAUGAAGAAAAUGCUCUUUUCUUUUCUUCUUACAUUCGUAAUCGCCCGUUCCAAAUUUGCUCAUUUGUUACUUGCCAAAUCAAAAACAUUGAGCGGCCGCUGUAGCGACAGCUUGAGCGGAAGUCAGAGCAUUCGACGGACAGCAUCUCUGGACACCAUCUAUCUGAAGGGACAAUGGCCACGUGACUCCUAUUAUAUGCAUUCCAGCCUUUUGGUAGACAAAUCUACUCAGACGGAAGAAUGUUCCAACGAGCCAAGAAAGAUGCAUACUCGCCAUCCUACAGAACAAACUGUCACCGAUGAGAAGUUGGAGAAGAAUUACUUCAGGCAUCGAUUACAACGUACAAAUAAGGAAGGUACUAGCAGUAGAGAGCGAACAGCGGCAUUCGGACUAAUAAUGCCAGGUGGCCCGCCACCCGCGCUUCCCGGAGAUCACUCAGUACUUUUGCCCAGUAUUGCUUCACAGACAUCCAUGCACAAUCAGUUUAGCUUGAGUACAAAAGCGAGUCCCAUGAAUAUCCCGGUGAAACCAAUAAGGCCUCCAAUGCGUUCGUCUAUCGAAGGACUCAAUCAAGAAAUUGAAGGACUCGUGCUCAAAAAUACAGCCAACAACAGCGAUGCAGACCAUCCAGUAGAAGACAAGUAUGCACGAUAUCGCGACCAAAUCACACCUGAAGGACAUCGCGCUCCUCUAGCAGACUUAUUGCGGGCCACUCGGAGUGUCAACACACAAACACCGGCUACCGACCUUCCCUCCAGUUCUUAUUCUUCAGGCCCUCCAUCUAGGAAUUCUGAGUCUCCGCUGAUUCCUGGUGUUAUGGAUGCGUCCCGUCCGCCUAGCGAUCUCUUACAAGGUGGAAGUCGUGGUUCAACACCUGAACAAGAUAGAGAAGGACGUCUUGGCACUUCUCCUCACAUUAACAGGUUCCUCGCGAGGGAACCGCCCGAUGGCUGUGAGAAAGUCAACCUCAAAUUUGUGGAAGAUGCGAGGCGGCCCAUGAUAGAUUUGAGCAAACUAGAAUUUUGCCCAAAGCCGUGCGUUCCAGCAUUCCAGUUGAAACCCAGCUUGGGAUCAGCGUUCCUGCCAUUGCAACAGCCGGCCAGUCCGACAAUGGUCGCCAGUGCAUCACCCUCCGCGCAUACAACACCGACCACACCUCCUCCAAAUCCAUAGUCCCACUCUUUACCUUGCGGUGUUACACUUAUAAGCUCGAUUAGUAUAUAUACAUAUAUAUAUUUUUUUUUAACGACCUUGUGGGUAGAAAGUGAUUUACUUCGAGAUAAAGGCAUAUAACGACAAGGAAAAGUUACCGAACAAAAGAAAAAGAACAGCCUGUUCCCAGUGCGUCCCGUGCGGGCAUCGUGAAUUGUGUAAUUAAUAAAAAAGAAGCUGCAAUUGCAUCGAUAAAAGAAAAAGAAGUAUUGGAAGGCAUUUGAGCUCCGUUAUAAUGAUCGAAACAAUAAUAAAUACGAGGAACAAUAAUUUGUGAUAACUAAAAGAAAAAAACAAAAAGAGAAAAGAAACGACAAAAGGUUUAGGAAUGAACAUUGUGUUCUACAGGGAGAAAAGACUAAUGAAAUUGUGUAUUCUAAAUUUAGUGCUAAAAUGUGCUAAACGACUUUAGUUUUGUAUACACGGAUAAAUAUUCAAGGUGAGAAAAAAGGUAUUAAAUUUCAUUGUUGGAAUAAACAAAAUUCUACGGAUACAGAGAAGAGAGCACGUGUUCACGAUAUAUAUAUAUGCAUACGUACGCAUAUGUAUAUAUAUAUUGCUGCUUGUCUCUAUAACAUUUUAUUAGAACUUUAUUGCUUGAAGUAACUCGAUUACAUAGUGACAGAGAUAAAUCACUUGUUAGAAUUUUGUAUCGUUUUGUAUUAUUACUUGUAUGCUAAAAAUAUUCUCAAACUAUUAUUGUACAAGGAGCUAAAAAAAUGUAUCCCUUUGUGUGUAUGUUGUGUUAUGCGUGCGUGCGCGUGUCAUUGUUUUACAGAAGUGGCUUUACGAGAAUGUUGUUUUUUUGUUGUGAGAUAAAUACGGGCGAUCGAUUGUCGUGAACGUUUGUUUGGAGCUGCACAUAUAGAAACGUUUUAAUGGCUUUAUUUUUGAUAAACGAAAUUAAGUAAACUAUACAUUUUAAAGAGCGAAAAUAAAUUCAAUAUUUCAUAUUUUAUUCAGAAUUAAUAUUGUCUCAUUGUAUUCUGUCUCGCGACAAUACCACAUAGCAGUAUAAUAUUUUUGGUUUAUCCUACAUUAAAUUGCAAUCUGAACAUGUACAACCAAGACAACAUACAGUGACAGGUUGGUAAAUGUAUGAUGGAAUGAGUUCAACGAGACAUGGAUAUGCAUUGAACAGAAGUAAUGAACGAUAAUACUAAAUAGUGAUUGACGACAUGUGCUUUCGCCAGUAUGGUAUCAGAUGAGAGUAAAAAACCGGCUCCCUGAUCUGACAUGGAAGAAGGGUGUGCGUGCAUUUGUAUAGACGUGGAUAAUUAUGCCGAAAACAUAUAAUCUGCGUUUUAUACGAGCAAAAGUAUGGGUGUGUUGUAAUAUCAGAAUCCUGAUUAAGCCAUUCACACGAAUAACUUUAGUUAGGAAUCGAUUAACCAAGCAAAAUCAGUUUCAGCGUGUAAAAAAUGUUUGCUCAAACGUAGUACGAUUAUCAACUUUUGUGUUACAUAAGAUUAAAUUAUUAGCAAUUCACGUGGAAAAGUCGUUUCAGUUUUUAUCGCGUUAUUAACGGAAUUAAAAAAACAAUGAAUUGUUAUACAAGGUACGAGCGUGAGGGAAGAAAGUUAUUCGUGGGAUGGGUUAAAUUAUUCUUUAGUAUACGCAGACAUAGCCACUCAAGAAGUUCAAGUUUAUUUUUUGCUUUCUAAUACGAAAAGUUUUUGCAAACGGUUUUUAUAGUUGCUGUCUGUAGAAAAUAAGAAUCUUGAUAGAGUGUAAAGUCAAGAGCGGAAGAAACGGUUUUUUAAAUACAAUAGUAAUAUACUUUCUAAUAAUGUAAUGUAUAUCUAGCUACAACAGUGAAGAAAAAAAAGAAUGUUAACACAUAAGUACCUGGCACACUGGUCUAUGCUCUCUCUUAUCCAGCUCACUAGGAAGUUCAUGCCUUAGAAUGCGUGGUAAAGUGUGCUACAUAGACAGGAAGGUUAAUCAGAGAGUCAGGAUACACACAAAAAAAUGCACUGGCUAGUUAAAGUGUAUACAAUACAAAGAUACUGUAGUAUUUACUAGUUUAAGAGACUUCGUUUUUAUUUAUUUUGCUACAGAUCUAACGACACCUCGUACCAUCACUUUGUCGUAUUAUCUGAGUGUGAAGCAGCUUUUGAAGGAAAGAAAGCGUAUUCAAUUACUUCGGUCUGUUUGUGCUUUGCACUUCGGAUGGAGAAUGAUUCCGACGUAACACGACGACGAUGUAUAAUUAACGUUAAUGAAUAAAGUGAAAGAACAGGUUUUCGUACUUUUAAUAAUGAGCAGUAGAUGAAAAAGGAAGUGACUUCAGCGAACGCUAGCCUCGUUAUUUUCACCGCACUUUGUCAAAAGGCUCCACUCUUUAACCUUCGUGUACUUGCAUAAUGUGUUAUCAUUAUUGUUAGCUUUUGUUGUCAAUUCCGUAAGCAGAGUAACGCGUAUGAAGACUGCUGGAACUGAGAAUAUUACCUGUUAUUCGGAUACCUAAAAAAAAAAAUCUAAAGUUAAAUAAAUUAGUCUCAAAUCAUACCGAUUACUUGUGAACGAGUAUAGGACAUACUCGUGUAAUUUAUUAAAUAAUCUCUUUACGUCACUAUUGUUCGGUACAUUCUCUCUACAUAUCUAAAUCUGAGCAGGCUUCAGAAACGGCAAAAUGAUUAUGUCAAUUAAAAAUUCAUUUAACCCUAGGACAGUCUAGAUAUAUUGUUGCAGUAUCCUGCACAAGAAAACGAAAAUGAUUGUUGACCGUAUAUUGUAAUUUGUAAGAUGCUCAGAAUUAUACAAACUUUUCAGUACAUAAAACAUGUAUGUUGUAUAAAAUAUCUUAAAAAAAAUUUUUAUAUACCUGCUGAAAUUAAAUGCAACUUUUAUUCACUGUUUUAUAAUAAAUAUAUAAAACAUUA